Xenopus laevis (African clawed frog) is the source of this 1200-nucleotide messenger RNA. RefSeq names its product lin-28 homolog A S homeolog (gene lin28a.S). Gene Ontology annotation, molecular function: zinc ion binding; nucleic acid binding; mRNA binding. Bases 342 to 929 code for a protein of 195 amino acids. The transcript has 5 exons. The record is from RefSeq and is a predicted model, not a curated record. Gene Ontology annotation, cellular component: nucleus; P-body; cytoplasm. Lineage: Eukaryota; Metazoa; Chordata; Amphibia; Anura; Pipidae. Gene Ontology annotation, biological process: pre-miRNA processing; negative regulation of gene expression.
AUACAUAGGGGAGGUCUUAAUAGUGUAUCCUAGGGUGGUGGUCAUUCAUUUCAUUCCAGACAGGUCUUCUGAGCUGCUGAUUGGACAGUAGCUGAUACCCCAAAGCUCUGGAUGGUAUAGAGAUUCCCAGAGAACUCUGCAUGUGCUGAUUCAAGAAAAUGUGAAUGUGUGACAUUAUGGCAGCACACAGUAAUGAGGACCUAUGUACCAUUUCAGUCUGACCACAGAUAGAAGAGACUUCCCUUAUCAUUGAGACUCAGCAUGGCAGAAGGCUAAAAGACACCAGAACUUCAGCAGGGACAGCUUCAAGGCAGACCCUGGGGAUACUUGAUAACUUCAGGAUGGGUUCUGUCUCCAACCAGGAAAUUACAGAAGGGCUUCCAAAAUCUUUGGAUGGCACAGCAGAUAUACACAAGAGCGACAAAUCUGUAAUCUUUCAAGGAUCUGGAGUAUGCAAAUGGUUUAAUGUACGCAUGGGUUUUGGAUUCCUCACCAUGACCAAGAAGGAGGGAACUGAUCUUGAGACCCCAUUAGAUGUUUUUGUUCAUCAGAGCAAGCUCCACAUGGAAGGGUUUCGCAGCUUGAAGGAAGGGGAAUCUGUGGAAUUUACCUUCAAGAAAUCCUCCAAGGGUUUAGAAUCAACUCAAGUGACAGGACCUGGUGGGGCUCCCUGCAUUGGUAGUGAAAGGAGACCGAAAGUAAAAGGGCAGCAAAAAAGAAGACAAAGAGGAGACAGGUGCUACAACUGUGGAGGAUUAGACCACCAUGCCAAGGAAUGCAAGCUUCCCCCUCAGCCAAAGAAAUGUCAUUUCUGCCAAAAUCCAAAUCACAUGGUUGCCCAGUGUCCAGAGAAAGCCAUGCAGGCUGCCAAUUUAGAAGAUCAGCCAAUCACUGAGGAACAGGAGCUCAUUCCUGAAAUUAUGGAGUAAUCUACACCAUCUCUCUACAUUACCUCAACCCCAACCCUGGCAGUGGAAAAGACUGAGAGCAUAAGCUUACAGCAGAGCAGAGCACUAAUGUGUUUCAUUGUAGGAAUAAUAUUUUGCUCAAGAGGGGUAUUUUUUACAAGCAAAGGCUCAACUGGGGUGUUGCUAAGUGGGUCGUAUACUUGCUUUUAGAAAAUAUUUACAAUGAAAAACAGUUUCUUAGGAAGGGCAGGGUGGUAUCAGGCCGAGAACGUCCAUCUGCAGACAUAAAGAU